Diversispora eburnea is the source of this 442-nucleotide messenger RNA. The record is from the annotation of a GenBank genome assembly. Lineage: Eukaryota; Fungi; Glomeromycota; Glomeromycetes; Diversisporales; Diversisporaceae.
UUUAAAAAAAUUAUCAUGUAUGAGGAACAAGAACAAAUUGAGCAAGAAGAAUUAAUUGAGCAAGAAGAACAAAUAGAACAAAUAGAACAAAAUGAACAAACAGAGCAAAAUGAACAAAGAGAAAUAAUUCAAAUAAAUAAAAGAGGUAGAUCAAAAUCUAUAGUAUGGGGAACAUAUAUUAAACAAGGAAAACAGAUUUCAAAAAGUCAUUAUAAUGCUACUUUAAAAGAUAAUUUAAAAAAAUCAAAUAAAAAAAGAAAACUUAACAAAAAACAAUCACAAACAAAAGUUAGUGAUUUUAUUGAAAGUACAAAAUUAACUGAUGAAAGAAUUAAAGAUAUCAAUCAUGCACUAGUUAAAGCUUUUGUAGUAUCUCAAGAAAUAGCUAUUAUAAAUCAAAAAGUUAUUACAGAAAUAAAUAAUCAAGACAAUUUAACUUUAU